Messenger RNA from Telopea speciosissima, 1414 nucleotides. RefSeq names its product B3 domain-containing protein Os07g0679700-like. The record is from RefSeq and is a predicted model, not a curated record. The transcript is spliced from 10 exons. NCBI's taxonomy places the organism in Eukaryota, Viridiplantae, Streptophyta, Magnoliopsida, Proteales, Proteaceae. Bases 206 to 1414 code for a protein of 402 amino acids. Gene Ontology annotation, molecular function: DNA binding.
GACUCGCCUAUCUUGACUAACGCCGGUUGCCUGGUUCCGAUCAAAAUUUAGUCCAAAACAACAGUGAAGCUUUAAGGAUGCAAAGAGUAAGGAGGAGAAGACGACUUCGAAGUCGUUGUAGUGUUUGGAAGUGAAAUAGAAGACCAAGUUAGGGUUUUUAUUUGCGUUUAGAGAAGGAAAGUUUUGUGAGGGAUUGAUUGGGUGAAUGGCAUCAAAAACUUGCAUGAAUGGAGCAUGUGGGGCGACAUCUUCGUUCGAGUGGAGGAAAGGGUGGCAUCUACGAUCUGGUGGAGUUGUGAAUCUCUGCGAUAAGUGCGGGUCUGCUUAUGAGAACUUAGUUUUCUGUGAUGCUUUUCACUCAAAAGAAUCUGGUUGGAGGGAGUGCAAUUCAUGUGGCAAGCGUCUCCAUUGUGGAUGUGUUGCUUCAAAGGAUGCACUUGAAAUACUAGAUAAUGGGGGUGUAGAGUGUAUUAACUGUGCGAGAAGUUCAAGACUUUCCUCUAUCCCAAGUGAUGGAAGACCGUAUAGAUUUGGUACAUCUGCAGUAGAUACUAUUUGUGAACUGCCAUCCAUUUCUGUGGACAAUACAGUGGAUGGUGAUGGCUCCCACCAUUUGCCCAAGCUCCUGAAGAUGGGUCAUAGCACAGGGUUGGACGACAACAAAGACAUGCUUCCUCAUAUACGUGUUGCAAGGCCACCUGCUGAGGGACAAGUGCGGAGCCAAUUGCUUCCACGUUAUUGGCCAAGAAUAACGGACCAAGAACUACAGCAAAUUUCUGGAGAUUCAAAUUCCACAAUCGUGCCAUUGUUUGAGAAAGUCCUCAGUGCUAGUGAUGCGGGUCGGAUUGGUCGUUUAGUACUCCCAAAAGCAUGUGCUGAGGCUUAUUUUCCGCCUAUCUCUCAACCAGAAGGCCUUCCGUUGAAUAUUCAAGAUGUGAAGGGCAAAGAUUGGGUGUUUCAGUUCAGAUUUUGGCCUAAUAACAACAGCAGGAUGUAUGUGUUAGAGGGUGUAAACCCUUGCAUACAGUCAAUGCAAUUACAAGCUGGUGAUACUGUGACAUUCAGCCGGAUCGAUCCAGAAAAGAAACUUGUUAUGGGGUUCCGAACGGCAACAAACUCUAUUCCUUUGCAGUCCCUGAAGGGAAGCACAGAUCUCCACCUAAGUGCUCUAUCUGAACACUUGAGUUCAGCUGACAUGGAUAUUGGCUGGCACAAAAGUGAGAAGUAUGGAAGCAGGACAAAUGAGAAUUUGCAGGUGCAGACAACACUGGGUCCAGAGAAGAAAAGGACUCGAAAUAUUGGGUCCAAAAGUAAAAGAUUGCUCAUAGACAGGGAAGAUGCUUUGGAGAUGAAGCUUACAUGGGAAGAGGCACAAGAUUUAUUCCGCUCUCCAAUUGUCAAGCCUAGCAGUUAA